AGCUGAGGGAAAAGGCGGGCGUGGAAGAGAGAACUUUCUGUUGUCAUGCUGAACAGUGCUUUAGAGAAGACUGUCACUUGAGACUGUUGUCAGCAAUGAAGGAUUCCCAAUGCGGCUGAACCCAGAAUUCUGACUCUGAAUGACAUGAAUUACAUAGCAUCCAGUGGACUUCUAUUCAAAGAUGGCAAAAAGCGGAUUGAUUACAUUCUGGUUUAUAGAAAGUCAAAUAUACAGUUUGACAAAAGAAACACAUUUGAAAAGAACCUCAGGGCAGAAGGCUUGAUGUUGGAAAAGGAGCCAGCCGUUGCAAAUGCUGAUAUCAUGUUUAUUAAAAUUCACAUUCCAUGGGACACGUUGUGCAAGUAUGCAGAGAGGCUGAAUAUCAGGAUGCCCUUCAGGAAAAGAUCCUACUACACUGACCCACGGAGCAAAUCAACGGGCAGUAUGCACAAUUAUUUUAGAAGACUCAAAAAAUGGAUGUCCCAAAACCCAAUGGUUCUGGACAAGUCAGCGUUUCCAGACCUGGAGGAGUCAGACUGCUACACUGGCCCCUUCAGCCGUGCGCGGAUUCACCACUUCAUAAUAAACAAUAAGGACACCUUCUUCAGCAAUGCUACUCGAAGCAGGAUAGUCUACCACAUGCUUCAGCACACCAAAUAUGAAAAUGGAAUAUCAAAAGUGGGUAUCUGUAAACUGAUAAACAAUGGCUCAUAUAUAGCAGCUUUUCCCCCGCAUGAGGGAGCCUACAAGAGUAGCCAGCCCAUCAAAACCCAUGGACCUCAGAAUAACAGACAUCUAUUAUACGAGCGUUGGGCACGCUGGGGAAUGUGGUACAAGCACCAGCCCCUGGAUUUAAUCAGGCUGUAUUUUGGUGAGAAGAUUGGGCUAUACUUUGCGUGGCUGGGAUGGUAUACUGGAAUGCUGAUUCCUGCAGCACUGGUUGGCUUGUGUGUUUUCUUCUAUGGAAUAUUUACAAUGAAUGCAAGUCAAGUAAGCAAAGAAAUUUGCAAGGCUACUGAAGUCUUCAUGUGCCCCCUCUGUGAAAAGAACUGCUCACUACAGAGACUCAACGAAAGCUGUAUCUAUGCCAAGGUGACAUACUUGUUUGAUAAUGGAGGGACAGUCUUCUUUGCUAUUUUUAUGGCAAUAUGGGCCACAGUCUUCCUGGAGUUUUGGAAAAGAAGAAGAAGUACACUGACCUAUACUUGGGACCUUAUUGAAUGGGAAGAAGAAGAGGAAACACUUCGUCCCCAGUUUGAAGCAAAAUAUUACAAGAUGGAGAGAGUGAAUCCCAUUAGUGGAAAACCUGAGCCACAUCAGCCUUCUUCAGACAAAGUCAGUCGUCUUCUUGUUUCUAUAUCAGGAAUAUUCUUCAUGAUUUCUUUGGUGAUCACUGCAGUGUUUGCAGUGGUGGUUUAUCGCCUGGUUGUCAUGGAACAGUUUGCAUCCUUCAAAUGGAAUUUCAUCAAACAACACUGGCAGUUUGCAACAUCUGCUGCUGCUGUCUGUAUCAAUUUUGUAAUCAUCAUGGUCCUGAAUCUUGCUUAUGAAAAAAUUGCUUAUCUUCUCACUAAUUUAGAAUAUCCUCGAACAGAAUCUGAAUGGGAAAACAGUUUUGCCCUGAAGAUGUUCCUCUUCCAGUUUGUUAAUUUAAACAGUUCUAUCUUCUAUAUCGCUUUCUUUUUGGGGAGAUUUGUAGGCCACCCAGGAAAUUACAAUAAACUCUUUAACCGGUGGAGGCUGGAGGAAUGUCAUCCUAGUGGCUGUUUGAUAGACCUCUGCCUCCAGAUGGGUGUUAUCAUGUUUUUGAAGCAAAUAUGGAACAACUUCAUGGAAUUGGGAUAUCCGUUGAUCCAGAACUGGUGGUCACGACAUAAAAUCAGGCGGGGAAUACAAGAUGCUUCUAUACCUCAGUGGGAAAAUGAUUGGAAUCUGCAGCCCAUGAAUAUUCACGGACUAAUGGAUGAAUACUUAGAAAUGGUUUUGCAAUUUGGUUUUACCACCAUAUUUGUUGCGGCUUUUCCUCUGGCCCCUCUUUUGGCUUUGUUAAACAACAUCAUUGAAAUCAGGCUGGAUGCAUACAAAUUUGUCACCCAGUGGCGGAGGCCUCUGCCAGCCAGAGCAACUGACAUAGGUAUCUGGUAUGGAAUUCUUGAAGGAAUUGGUAUACUGGCUGUGAUCACCAAUGCAUUUGUAAUUGCUAUCACAUCUGAUUACAUCCCACGUUUUGUCUAUGAAUACAAAUAUGGCCCCUGUGCAGGUCAUUUUGAAUAUGGUGAAAAUUGUUUAAAGGGAUAUGUCAACAAUAGCCUAUCCUUCUUUGACCUGAGUGAGCUUGGCCUGGGAAAAUCUGGUUAUUGCAGGUACCGAGACUACAGAGGUCCCCCUUGGAGUUCCAAACCUUAUGAGUUCACCUUACAGUACUGGCACAUCCUCGCUGCUCGGUUGGCCUUCAUUAUCGUGUUUGAGCACCUUGUGUUUGGAAUCAAGUCAUUCAUUGCAUACCUGAUUCCAGAUGUACCGAAGAACCUUUAUGACCGAAUACGACGGGAAAAGUACUUAGUCCAAGAAAUGAUGUAUGAAGCUGAGCUAGAGCAUUUGCAACAACAGCGAAGAAAAAGUGGUCACCCUGUUCACCAUGAAUGGCCUUAGUAGAUACCUAUUGCCAAAUGGGGGCAAUGCCAUCAGUGGGAAUGAUAGCAACUUCCAAGUCUAGGUGGGAGCUAGGAGGAAAGCAUUCCUGCCAAAACAUGUGUCUAAUAAGAUACUUGGAAAUGCAUCACAGCCAUCUCUUGGAUUUAGAAUAUCCAAACAUCCAGGGAAAAGAAAAAGGUGACUCGGGACAUUAAAAUGAUUAGGUUGGCACUGUAGGAAGCCAGGAUCUAAUUCUCAGAAGAAGCCUCAGGGAAUUGUGUGUUUGGAGACCUCCACCUUCCACCAGCUAUAGCGUAAUCCAAAAGGGCGAUGGUGAGGUUUCCAGAGACAGAUUUCCAUGUAAAUGCUCACAAGCCAGGCAUGUGUGGUUUUUGCUCACAUGCUAAUCUGACAUUGGAACCUUAGCUUGAGUUGAGAUACUCAUAAGAAAUGACUACAGUUGUUGCCUUUGUUGCCAGAAAUCCAGGUCCCUUCAGUUUACACGUUCAUAAGAAUGUCCCUUGUUUCUUGCUGAGAUUAUGGAUCUGUGCCACAGGAAAUUUAUGCUGCUCUACAUUGACUAUGCAGUUGAGGAGUUGCACAUCAGCUUUAGUUGUCGAACCAAAAAUCUGAGAUUCUAAAAAGAAUACUAUUCAUUAGAAUAACAUUCUAUUCAAAUCUGUUGUAUCACUGGCAUAACCAAUUGCACUAGAUUUCUUUUUU
This is a messenger RNA of Myotis lucifugus (little brown bat), 3357 nucleotides long. RefSeq names its product anoctamin 3 (gene ANO3). The transcript has 24 exons. Gene Ontology annotation, molecular function: protein dimerization activity; chloride channel activity. Gene Ontology annotation, biological process: chloride transmembrane transport. The record is from RefSeq and is a predicted model, not a curated record. Lineage: Eukaryota; Metazoa; Chordata; Mammalia; Chiroptera; Vespertilionidae. Gene Ontology annotation, cellular component: plasma membrane. The coding region runs from base 145 to 2652 and encodes 835 amino acids.